Messenger RNA from Glycine soja, 2792 nucleotides. RefSeq names its product ribonucleoside-diphosphate reductase large subunit-like. The coding region runs from base 132 to 2558 and encodes 808 amino acids. The record is from RefSeq and is a predicted model, not a curated record. Gene Ontology annotation, molecular function: ATP binding; ribonucleoside-diphosphate reductase activity, thioredoxin disulfide as acceptor. Lineage: Eukaryota; Viridiplantae; Streptophyta; Magnoliopsida; Fabales; Fabaceae. Gene Ontology annotation, cellular component: ribonucleoside-diphosphate reductase complex. The transcript has 18 exons. Gene Ontology annotation, biological process: DNA replication; deoxyribonucleotide biosynthetic process.
GAAACCCCCUUUCCAUCCGCUAUAUAUUGACGCCAUUGUCCCUUAUCUUACACGCGCCAAACCUGUCUGUUUCACUUCCCAUUUCAAAACCCACCAAUCCAUCACCAGAUAACACACAAAAAAAAAAAAAAAUGUACGUGGUAAAGAGGGACGGGCGGCAAGAGGCGGUUCACUUCGACAAAAUAACCGCGCGCCUCAAGAAGCUUAGUUAUGGCCUCAGCGCAGAUCACUGCGACGCCGUUUUGGUCUCCCAGAAAGUCUGCGCCGGCGUCUACAAAGGCGUCACCACCAGCCAACUCGACGAGUUGGCCGCCGAAACCGCCGCCGCCAUGACCACCAACCAUCCCGACUACGCUUGCUUGGCUGCUAGGAUUGCCGUUUCGAAUCUGCACAAGAACACCAAGAAAUCCUUCUCCGAGACGAUCAAGAUCAUGUACUAUCAUUUUAGUGAGAGAUCUGGGCUGAAGGCUCCUCUGAUCGCCGAUGAUGUUUAUGAAAUGAUUAUGAAGAAUGCUGCUCGUCUAGACAGUGAGAUAAUCUAUGACAGAGACUUUGACUAUGAUUAUUUUGGAUUCAAAACCCUUGAGAGGUCUUACCUCUUGAAGGUUCAAGGGAAGGUUGUGGAAAGGCCUCAACACAUGUUGAUGAGGGUUGCUGUUGGGAUUCACAAGGAUGACAUAGAUUCUGCCAUCAAAACAUACCACAUGAUGUCUCAACGAUGGUUUACUCAUGCAUCUCCGACACUUUUCAAUGCUGGAACACCUAGGCCUCAACUGAGUAGUUGCUUCCUUGUGUGUAUGAAAGAUGAUAGUAUAGAGGGGAUAUACGAAACUUUGAAGGAGUGUGCUAUCAUCAGCAAAUCAGCUGGAGGAAUUGGUGUCUCCAUUCAUGACAUUCGUGCUACAGGCAGUUAUAUUCGUGGGACAAAUGGGACGUCCAAUGGCAUUGUUCCAAUGUUGCGUGUGUUCAAUGAUACUGCCCGCUAUGUUGAUCAGGGGGGAGGCAAGAGGAAAGGUGCAUUUGCUGUGUACUUGGAGCCAUGGCAUGCUGAUAUGUUUGAAUUCUUGGAUUUAAGGAAAAAUCAUGGGAAGGAAGAGCAUCGUGCUCGAGAUCUGUUUUAUGCUCUUUGGGUGCCUGAUCUCUUUAUGGAAAGAGUUCAGAGCAAUGGCCAAUGGUCUUUGUUUUGUCCCAGUGAAGCACCAGGUUUGGCUGAUUGUUGGGGUGAGAAAUUUGAGGAGCUUUAUCAUCGAUAUGAAAGAGAAGGAAAAGCAAAGAAGGUUGUCCAGGCACAGAACCUCUGGUUUGAAAUUCUGAAGUCACAGAUAGAAACUGGAACCCCUUACAUGCUUUUUAAGGAUACUUGCAAUAGGAAAAGCAACCAACAGAAUCUGGGUACAAUUAAAUCAUCAAACUUGUGUACUGAGAUAAUUGAGUAUUCAAGUCCAACUGAAACUGCUGUGUGCAAUCUGGCAUCAAUUGCACUACCACGAUAUGUAAGAGAAAAGGGUGUCCCGAUGGAGUCUCAUCCAUCCAAGCUUGUUGGAAGCACAGGCUCUGGAAAUCGGUAUUUUGACUUUGAUAAACUAGCAGAGAUUACUGCACUGGUCACAACAAACCUGAACAAAGUAAUUGAUGUUAAUUACUACCCAGUUGAAAAUGCAAAACGGUCAAACUUACGGCACAGACCAAUUGGUAUAGGAGUACAGGGUCUUGCUGAUACUUUCAUACUACUUGGCAUGGCAUUUGAUUCACCAGAGGCUCAGCAGUUAAACCAGGAGAUAUUUGAGACUAUAUACUAUCAUGCUCUAAAAACUUCAUGUGAUUUGGCUGCAAAAGAAGGUCCCUAUGAGACAUAUAGUGGUAGUCCUUUAAGCAAGGGAAUUCUUCAGCCAGACAUGUGGGGUGUGACUCCCUCUAAUCGUUGGGAUUGGGAUGCACUUCGGGAGAUGAUAUCAAGUAAUGGUGCAAGAAAUUCACUUCUCGUGGCCCCUAUGCCAACUGCAUCCACUAGCCAGAUUCUUGGAAAUAAUGAGUGUUUUGAACCAUAUACUUCAAAUAUCUACAGUCGUAGAGUUUUAAGUGGUGAAUUUGUUGUUGUGAACAAGCAUCUUCUUCAUGACUUGACUGAAAUGGGACUGUGGUCUCCUACAUUAAAGAAUAAGAUUAUCUAUGAAGAUGGCUCUGUUCAGAAAAUUCCAGAAAUGCCUGCUGUACUGAAGAGUAUAUACAAAACUGUUUGGGAGAUUAAACAAAGGACAUUGGUAGAUAUGGCUGCUGAUCGAGGAUGCUACAUAGAUCAGAGCCAAAGUUUAAAUAUUCACAUGGAUCAACCCAACUUUGGAAAGCUGACUUCCUUGCAUUUCUAUGCAUGGUCCAAGGGUCUAAAGACUGGAAUGUAUUAUCUUCGAUCGCGAGCUGCAGCCGAUGCUAUUAAGUUCACCGUUGACACCUCUGCUCUCAAAGAAAAAUCCAAUGUAGAGUAUGAUGAUAAUACAAAAAUGGCACAGAUGGUGUGCUCUUUAACAAACCGUGAAGAGUGCUUAGCUUGUGGGAGUUGAAAUGUUUCAAAAGUAUUGGGUUGUGUAGGGCUGUGCAGAUUUAUUUGAACUGACCUGUAAUUGAAGAGGCGGACGGUCAAAGAUGGUCAAAGAUAACAGCACCGUUGGUUUGGCUUAAUGGAAGGGUUUGUAACCCGUAGCCGAGUAAUGUGUAACCCCAACAAAUAUGGAGAAAAAAAAUGUCAAAUUUGUUAAUAUUUUGAGAAUAUGAAAAUAAUGUUUUAAAAAAUUCAA